Messenger RNA from Paramormyrops kingsleyae, 2863 nucleotides. Its product is annotated as leucine-rich repeat transmembrane neuronal protein 1-like. The record is from RefSeq and is a predicted model, not a curated record. Gene Ontology annotation, molecular function: protein binding. Lineage: Eukaryota; Metazoa; Chordata; Actinopteri; Osteoglossiformes; Mormyridae.
GAGAGGGAGCAGGAUAGAGCGAGAGAGAGGGAGCAGGAUAGAGCGAGAGAGAGGGAGCAGGAGCAUGAGCCACCCUGGCUGAAUAGAGUGGCUCACGACACUCAGUGAACAGAAGGUGCUUCCUCCUGUACAGUAAAGCCACCAGGCGAGAGCUGCUCUGUCUGCAAGCAGAGGAGCCACGGCUCGUUACCUCACAGCUACAGUGGCUAGAGCUCAGACCACAAUGGACAUAAAAACAGGAAGAGAGGAGGAAUCCAACUAAAACAAGAUCAAUCUGUGGGAUUCACAUACCAGGGAGCAGAAGAUUUUUUUGCCUUCAUUAUACGUACAUCUUUUACUGAACUUUGAAGAAAAAUAAAAAAAAUACAACGAUCAGUUUGGACUAAUGCUAGUUGCUUGCAAAGCAGGAGAGUAACAGGAGCUGACAGAGCAGGGGCACGAUCAGCAUGGAGAGCUGCCCGGGUGGGAUUCUCCCCCUGGCAUUUUGCCUGUGAGAAUCAUAGCGGCGAAGGACGACACUCAUGCGGAUGCAGACUGCGAGCCGCUCAUUCUGCUCUGCAAAGAGCUGCUCAGAACCCGCUCCUCCGUGGUUUCUGCAUGUCCAGAGAGCGAAGACGCUGUAGCUUUGCCACAUUCGGGACUCCCAGGGAAAGAGGUGCUGGAUUUUGGGGUCAUUUUGCGUUUGUGCGUAAUUCCUGCUGGAGCAGAGCGAGCUGCUGAAUGUAGACAGUCCGUCUGUGAUAAGGGGUGAGUUAGAAAAUCCUUUUAUAUAAAUUCAGUUCACACAUAUGUGUUUUUACCACCUCUAAUUUAAAAUGAACAAACCAUCUUAUUUAGGGCAGGAUUCCUAUUUGGUCUAAAUAAACUGAAAAUAUUCACUGAAAACAUUCAGUGCUUAAGAGAGAUCAUCACUUUCUGCCAGAGACUUCAAUCACAAACAAUGUAGGAUUUCAGCUGUUUGAAGGACUCUGCCUUCGCCUCAGCCAGGCAUAUUCAUGCCGAUGGAUUUCCUCCUGACUUACUUGUACCUUAAGUGGUUGCACAGAAAGGCCCCUGGAUUAGUGCUUUGUUCACUAGUCAUCAGCCUGAAAAGCAUGUCCAUCCUGGGGGACGUCUGUCCCAGGCUGUGUCGCUGCGACGCCAAGCUGGCGUACUGUGAUGGACUCAAUCUGACUGAGGUACCACACAAUCUCAGCAGUGCUAUGGGCUUGUCUCUGCGGGACAACAGCCUUACAGAGCUGCGAGAGAGACAGUUUUCCAGCCUGACUCAGCUAACGUGGCUCUAUCUGGACCGUAACAGCAUCGAGUCCGUGGAGGAGAAUUCCUUUGCAAGAUUGCGGAGGGUGAAGGAGCUCAACCUCAGCACUAACAAGAUCAACAGUCUGCCCAACUCCACGUUCAGAGACCUGCCCAACCUUCGCAUUUUGGAUUUAUCACACAACAACAUCCAGGCACUGGAACCCAACCUUUUCUAUGGCCUCAGGAAGCUGAGCGACCUGCACCUGCGGCACAAUGCCAUCAAGUAUGUUCCUGUGAGGAGCUUUCAAGACUGCCGGAGCAUGAAGUUCUUAGAUCUGGGCCACAAUCGGCUGCAGAGCCUGGCACGCAACUCCUUUGCCGGCUUGGUGAAGCUCACUGAGCUGCACCUGGAGCACAACGAACUGGUGAAGGUCAAUCUGGCCCAUUUCCCCCGACUGCUUUCCCUGCGCAGCCUCUACAUGGACCACAACAGGGCGACCAUCGUGGUGAGCACGCUGGACUGGACCUAUCAGUUCCUGGAGAGGAUCGAUUUCUCAGGGAACGCAAUCGAGUAUAUUGAACCUCACGUGUUUGAUAGUGUGCCAAAUCUGAAAUCCCUGAAGCUGGAUCUUAACAAGCUGACCUACAUUGACCAGAGGAUCCUGAACUCUUGGGCAUCCCUCACCAGCAUCACACUGUCAGGGAACACAUGGGAAUGCAGCAGGAAUGUCUGUGCCCUGGCCUCCUGGCUGAGCAACUUCAAGGGCCAAUGUGAUGAUGGCCUGCUGUGCUCUAGCCCGGACAUGACCCAGGGUGAGGACAUCCUUGACGCUGUGUAUGCUUUCCAACUCUGCGAGGAUUCUGUAGACGCCACAACACAAAUGUACACCAUGAGCAGGGAGAGGGCCAGGGGUUACAGCCAUGAAGAAGCCACCAUGAACCCCCAUGGACUGCAGCACACCGAGGCGGGGCCGAUGGUGACAAGCUCCUUCACAGUGACUGAUGCUAGCAAUGACCUCGAGAGCACUAUGCACAUCCACAAGGUGGUCACCGGCACCAUGGCCUUGAUCUUCUCCUUCCUGAUUGCAGUGCUCAUGCUCUAUGUGUGCUGGAAGUGCUUUCCAGCUAGUGUGAGAAGGAUAAGGAAUUGCUUUGCCAGCCAGAGGCGCAAGCAAAAGCAGAAGCAGACCAUGCAGCAGAUGGCGGCCAUGUCCGCACAGGAGUACUAUGUCGAUUACAAACCCAACCACAUCGAGGGCGCCUUAGUCAUUAUCAACGAGUAUGGAUCAUGCACCUGCCAGCAACAGGCGUCACGUGAGUGCGAGGUGUGAACUGCGGACCCUGUGGUCCUUAAAGAUGAUACAGAACCAACACUGCACUGAUGAGGACCGACUGUGACUGUGGAUUUACUGCUGCGCUACAGCUGCAGCUUCUCUUCUCCUCCCCAACACUGAAGACGAGCACUGUUGCUCUUUCAAAGGGUGGAUAUUCUAGCUUUAAUGUGCCCUUUAUCUCGAGGAUAUUCAAACCAUCUUGGCACAGCUUCAAUCAGUUUUCGCUGUCAGACAACCAAUAAGGAGAUACUUUAAAAUAUGAUGAAGCCGAAAUGCAAAAGCAGAUUAAG